GAUUUGCAAUUCGUGGCGACCUCGUGAGACUCAAGUUUUUAAUCUCGAGUUGCCUUCCGCGUUAAAAGAAGAUAAAGCGGUACUUUAAUCUCGAGAUAACGACAAUUUUACGGCGCAAAAAUGUGAUGGAAAACGUGAAGGAGUAAUAAUGUGAAUGUGAGAAAGCGUAAAUAAACUCGCGGCGGAGUUUUAUUGAAAUCGAGAAGGCUGUCCGGGGAAAAGAGUCUUGUGUUCCGGAAGGGAGUACGAAGCUGAAUGUCGUUAUCAUGGUUUUCUUCGGAAGAAAAGAGAAGGUGGAGGAUCGGCGAUUGUUGGCGAGCAUGGACGCCAUGAACGGCACGAUUAUCCAUCAAAUCGACAACGCCGCGUUCAUGCACGUGCGCGACAACAUCGAGGAGCUGGGCAAAGUCGCCGACGACACGGAUCUGCUGUUCCUGAAGGGCCUCCUCGACAGCCCGGUCGUCACGUCUCUCGUAAAGGUGCAGGAGCGUCUCGAAGACCCGCCGGUGCCCGUGGAGCCGAUAUGCUCGUCCGUCUGUGACAUCGUCGACGAGGUGUGCCACGCAUUCCGAGCCUCCAGGAACCCGCACGCCAGGGAGUUGGUGAAUCUUCUCGGCAACGCUUAUCUGAGAGCACUCCUCGAGACGCACGACGCGAUCGUGGAACGCAGGGAAACGCCUUCCACAUCGGCCGAUCCGCUCGUGUUGACGAUGCCGACGAACAAGAGGGAGGAGAUGCCUAUCAGGGUGGUCGGCCUUCGGAGGCAACCGGACGAACCCCUGGGUCUGACAGUGCAGGUAGAUGAAUCUGGCAAUAUGAUCAUCGCCAGGAUCCUCGGUGGCAGCACGGCGGCUCGUCAAGAGCUUUUGAAAACGGGCGAGGUGAUACUCGAGGUCAACGGCAAGAGAGUUCGAAAUCCCGAGGAACUUCAACAGGCGAUCCAGGACGCCAAGGAGAAUCUAUCCUUGAAAGUGGCUCCAGGUAUCGCUUCGGACGCGAAUCGACCUCUCAAGUCCACGUGUUACAUGAGGGCUCUCUUCGACUACGAUCCCUCGGACGACACGCUUCUGCCCUGCCGGGAGAUCGGUCUGCCUUUCCAGAAGGGCGACAUCCUCCAGAUCGUCGACCAGGCGGAUCCGAACUGGUGGCAGGCGCGAAGAGUGGAGGGUGAGGGUCUCGGAUCGCCCGGGCUGAUACCCUCGCUGGAGUUAGAAGAGCGCAGAAAGGCGUUCGUGCCGCCCGAGGCCGAUUUUGUUCACAAGAUCAGCAUCUGCGGCACCAGAAUAUCCAAGAAGAAGAAGAGAAAGAUGUACCAGUCCAAGUCGAACGGCGAGUUUGACAGUGCCGAGUUGCUUCUCUACGAGGAGGUCGCUCGGAUGCCGCCGUUUCGACGCAAGACCUUGGCUCUGGUCGGUCCACGCGGCGUAGGUCGACGAACCCUGAAAAACAGGCUAAUCAACAGUGAUCCCGAAAAGUUCGGCACUAUCGUACCCUACACCUCGAGACCGCCUAGAGUCCUCGAAGAGGACGGCAAGAGUUACUGGUUCACCGAUCGCGAGUCCAUGGAGACCGACAUUAGGGAACACAGGUUCCUGGAGCACGGUGAACACGGCGGGCAUUUGUACGGCACGAAACUGGACUCGGUGCGGGAACUGAUAAGGGCCGGCAAGAUGUGCGUGCUGGACUGCAGUCCGGCCGCGCUCAAAAUUCUCCAUAACAGCACGGAGUUUAUGCCUUACGUCAUAUUUAUCGCCGCGCCUGGGAUGGAGCAGCUGAAGUCUUUGUACGAUCUCGGGAGAUCAACCGGUGCCAGCAAUCGAAAUCUAACGUUCGACCGUCAGAGUUCCAUCAGGUACAGCUCGAGAAGAGCCAGGACACUGGAGUCCCUCGCAUCUUUAUACGAGGAGGACGAUUUGAAAUCCACGUUGGAGGAAUCCGCGGCUCUGCAGAGAGCCUACGAGAAGUACAUCGACCAGGUGAUCGUGAACGAGGACUUCGACAAUACGUUCAGGCAGGUGAUCGCAGCUUUGGAUGCCUUAGCCACGGAGCAUCAGUGGGUGCCGGUCAAUUGGAUCUACUAAUUGAUUCCUGAGCGCAGCUAACGAUAUCGGAGGACUCGAUAAUCAAAAGUCAGGCGCUGCAGAAGUUGUACGCGCGAAUAAGAGAAAGAUUUUUUAUUACUGCCUACGUCACGUACGAAAAACUGCGAGAUUACGUUGCGGGAAGUGGUAUUCAGAAUCAGACUCCGUUUGCCGCGCGGUUAAGAAAGCGCGAGGCACGUGUAAUCAGAGUACAAAGAAUGCUACGAAUAUCUCACGCCGCGUGAAGCGAUGUCGAACGUUGUCGCGUGAAAGGCGCGAUCGAGAAUCUCAUUAUGAUACCGUUUAUGAUUAAAUACACCGUUUACGUUAGUUUGUUAUAGAUUUACAAACGACCCGUUCUGCGUACUAAAUCUCAUCGAACUUUAUUUCGCAUAUAUUUUACUAUAUAUAUAAUAUAUAUAUCAAAAUUAUACAAAAAACCGCGAAUUUUCAAUCAUUUAUUUUUGACGAAUCGACAUAGCGGUAACGAUAUCAGAGAGUUAUAUUAAAAAACCGAAAGAGACGCUUUUUUACAACGAAGAAAGUCAUAUCGCAUGUCUUACUGCCAAUCUCAACAACGACUGUAGUAGCAACGGGUCGAUUGAUGUGUUAGACCGCUGUCCAGUUAAUUUUAGCGUACUUUUAAUUUAGUUAACGAUAAUUAAUUAAUUUAGUUAACCGCGUACGCACGUACGAUCAUUUAGCUAUUUGAGUCCACCAUACACCUUCCCCGUGAAUUCUGUUUCGUGUCUCAUUUUGCUGUUCGUACAACGCUAAGUAAUAUUCCUGGCAUAGAGUGCCUUAAUAACGCAAAGCCUACAAAUUGAUGCGAAGACCUUAUGUCGACAGACUCGCCUUGCAUUCGGGUUUUAUGGAGAACAAGACUAUAAUAAUGCCUUUUCUGACGUCCGACAGACAGUCGCGUGCACACAUACACAUCCAUACGUAUUCGAAUUUUUCACCUUAACAUACCUCUUCCGAAAAAAAAGAUACAUCCGAAAGGGUCGCUUUGUACAGAUACGUAACGACUACGAACAUACAUCUGUAUGUUAAAUCGAGACACCUGUCCCGAAAAGCAACGUGACGCACGAUGUGGAAUAAAGUUUAUCGAGCAUUUGUUGCGAAUUAUAAAUUGUACAACGAAUAGAUUAUUAUUUCAGCAUUCCUCUGUCCUCGCCUCUUUUUCAGCGCUCCACAAAAGAACGUUCGUCGAACCAUGUUACUAACGAUAACUCUAAGGAUUUAAUAUAUUUUUUAUCUUCAUCUUAUACGCUCUUUGUUCUUUUUUAAUACGAACGACGCCAUAUCUGUAGAUUUUCCGCAUACAUGUAAAAAUUAAAAUAAAAGUCUCAGGGGAA
Molecule: messenger RNA, 3439 nt
Organism: Temnothorax curvispinosus
Lineage: Eukaryota; Metazoa; Arthropoda; Insecta; Hymenoptera; Formicidae
Gene: vari
Product: MAGUK p55 subfamily member 2
Exons: 8
Coding region: 267-2081 (604 amino acids)
Cellular component (GO): plasma membrane; cell-cell junction
Molecular function (GO): protein binding
Source: RefSeq, a predicted model, not a curated record